Carlito syrichta (Philippine tarsier) is the source of this 1240-nucleotide messenger RNA. Its product is annotated as major histocompatibility complex class I-related gene protein. Gene Ontology annotation, cellular component: external side of plasma membrane. The transcript is spliced from 6 exons. The coding region runs from base 32 to 1093 and encodes 353 amino acids. Lineage: Eukaryota; Metazoa; Chordata; Mammalia; Primates; Tarsiidae. Gene Ontology annotation, biological process: immune response. The record is from RefSeq and is a predicted model, not a curated record.
GGUUCUCAAAAGGAUUAACAGGGACCUGCCAAUGUUUUGGUUAAAAGAAUCCAGAAAGAGAAGGACUUCAGGGAAACUGAUGGUGUUCCUCUUUCCUCUCAUCAUUGUAUUCAUGAUGAAGCACACCAGUGCCCGGAUGCACUCUCUGAGAUACUUUCGCCUGGGCGUUUCAGACCCUGGCCACGGGGUCCCCGAGUUUAUUUCCGUGGGGUACGUGGACUCUCACCCCAUCACCACGUAUGACAGUGUCACUCGGCAGAAGGAGCCGCGGGCCCCAUGGAUGGUGGAGCACCUCGCGCCGGACCACUGGGAGAGGUACACUCAGCUGCUGAGAGGCUGGCAGCAGGCGUUCCAGGUGGAACUGAGGCACCUGCAGAGGCUCCACAACCACUCAGGGUUUCACACUUACCAGAGGAUGAUUGGCUGUGAGUUGCUGGAGGACGGAAGCACCACGGGGUUUCUCCAAUAUGCGUAUGACGGCCAGGACUUCAUCAUCUUCAAUAAAGACACCCUCUCCUGGAUGGCUGUUGAUAAUGUGGCUCACAUCACCAAGCGGACAUGGGAGGCCAAUCAGCAUGAGUUACAGUAUCAGAAGAACUGGCUGGAAGAAGAAUGCAUUGCCUGGCUAAAGAGAUUCCUGGAGUAUGGGAAAGAGACUCUCCAGAGGACAGAGCCCCCACUGGUCAGAGUAAAUCGCAAAGAAAUUUUUCCAGGGAUUACAACUCUCUUCUGCAGAGCUUAUGGCUUUUACCCCCCAGAAAUUUCCAUGCUCUGGAUGAAAAAUGGGGAAGAACUUGUCCAAGAAAUGGAUUAUGGAGACAUUCUUCCCAGUGGGGAUGGAACCUAUCAGACGUGGGUGUCUGUUGAGCAGGAUCCCGAGAGCAGCGACCUUUACUCCUGCCAUGUGAAACACUGCGACCUACACAUGGUUCAUCAGGUUCCCCAAGAAUCAGAAACGAUCUCUCUCUUGAUGAAAGCUGCUUCCAUCUCCAUUGUCCUCGCCAUUGUCCUGGCUGUAGCUGGUGUUCUAGCAUGGAGAAGGUGGCCCAGAGAGCAAAAUGGCAUCAUCUACCUUCCUGCACCAGAACGAUGAUGGCAGAUCCCUCUCCUUCAGUUCUCUUUCCUCUGGGGGCCAUGGUCUCAUCUGUUCUCCACAGACUCAAGUCCAAUGCUCGAAGCUCUCAACCCACCCACACUCGCAUGGGUGCUAUAGGAUUGAGCAUUUAUGACAGAAAGAUAG